Molecule: messenger RNA, 1542 nt
Organism: Penicillium macrosclerotiorum
Lineage: Eukaryota; Fungi; Ascomycota; Eurotiomycetes; Eurotiales; Aspergillaceae
Gene: phzA
Product: putative serine/threonine protein phosphatase
Exons: 3
Coding region: 1-1542 (513 amino acids)
Cellular component (GO): cytoplasm; nucleus
Molecular function (GO): protein serine/threonine phosphatase activity
Source: RefSeq, a predicted model, not a curated record
AUGGGUCAAUCGCAUUCCAAGGGCAACGCCGGCUCGGGCGACCCGUUACAAUCGUACCCGUCCUUUUCGAAAUCCGACACCAAAGAGUCCCUCCGUUCUUUCCGCGGCUCCAUUCGCUCCAAGAUCCCGGGUGCGCGGAGCAGCGAUAGCCCGCGAGGCUCGACGACCGCCCUCUCCCAGACCGACAGCCAAAUUGAUAAGUCUGAUGCCGGCUCCGUCAAGUCCGCCGGAAGUCGUCCGGGCUCCAACGCUGGCCUCUCUUCCCCCGCCUCCGAGAGCGCCUCACGCCCCGCCUCUCCGCAGCCCCCUCCAUCCCCAUCGCUCUCCAGCAGUUUGAAGCGAGGUCAUAAGGAUGUGAAUGCAAUGAAGCAGAGUGGCGAGGUGGAUCACGUCUCGGAUGGUCCCCCCACGGGCGGACCGCCCAGUGGCACAGCUGUGAAAGCGGGGGAAUCCAUUCUAAUCAAGCGAGAAAAUCAACUGAAUCCCAUCUUGGACUUCAUUCUCAACGCGCCACUCGAGACCUCCGGAUCCCCGGGUAUGGGCAUGGGUGCCUUGAAAUCCAUCGACCUGGAUGAUAUGAUCUCUCGGCUGCUUGAUGCAGGCUAUUCCACCAAGGUCACCAAAACUGUUUGUCUCAAGAAUGCCGAGAUUACCGCCAUUUGCUCUGCGGCCCGGGAACUCUUCCUGUCCCAGCCGGCGUUGCUCGAGUUAUCUGCCCCUGUUAAAAUCGUCGGUGAUGUGCAUGGCCAAUAUACGGAUUUGAUCCGUCUCUUUGAGAUGUGUGGAUUCCCGCCGGCGUCGAAUUACCUCUUUCUGGGUGACUAUGUCGAUAGAGGAAAGCAGAGCCUCGAGACUAUCCUUCUGCUCCUAUGUUAUAAGCUCAAGUACCCAGAGAACUUCUUUUUGCUCCGUGGCAACCAUGAAUGCGCCAACGUCACGCGAGUUUAUGGAUUCUAUGACGAAUGCAAGCGGCGUUGCAACAUUAAGAUCUGGAAGACCUUUAUCGACACUUUCAACUGCCUCCCCAUUGCUUCGAUCGUGGCAGGCAAAAUUUUCUGUGUGCAUGGCGGCCUCUCACCUAGCCUGUCGCAUAUGGACGAUAUCCGAGGCAUUGCUCGUCCGACUGACGUUCCUGAUUAUGGUCUGCUGAAUGACCUCUUGUGGAGUGACCCGGCCGAGAUGGAGGAAGAUUGGGAACCCAACGAACGUGGUGUGAGUUAUUGUUUCGGUAAGAAGGUGAUUAUGAACUUCUUGCAGCGUCAUGAUUUCGAUCUGGUUUGUCGUGCCCACAUGGUGGUUGAGGAUGGAUAUGAGUUCUACCAGGACCGCAUCCUGGUGACGGUAUUUUCUGCUCCUAAUUAUUGCGGCGAAUUUGACAACUGGGGCGCCAUUAUGUCCGUCUCAGGCGAGCUACUCUGUAGCUUUGAGUUGCUGAAACCCUUGGACUCGACCGCACUGAAGAACCACAUUAAGAAGGGCCGUAACAAGCGGAACAGCAUGCUAAACAGUCCUCCCGCGCUACCCUCUGCUCAAAGUUACUAA